Messenger RNA from Cucurbita maxima (winter squash), 1631 nucleotides. RefSeq names its product SEC12-like protein 1. NCBI's taxonomy places the organism in Eukaryota, Viridiplantae, Streptophyta, Magnoliopsida, Cucurbitales, Cucurbitaceae. Gene Ontology annotation, biological process: protein secretion. Bases 182 to 1360 code for a protein of 392 amino acids. The record is from RefSeq and is a predicted model, not a curated record. The transcript is spliced from 10 exons. Gene Ontology annotation, cellular component: endoplasmic reticulum membrane. Gene Ontology annotation, molecular function: protein binding; guanyl-nucleotide exchange factor activity; GTPase activator activity.
UUUCGUUCGAUCGUUGAAUUGAAAGAGCCUUUGUUUCACAUGGGAGUUGAAACUCGUUCUUCUUCCCUCCACUUUCGUCUCUAGCAGUUAAUUUCCCUUUCCUGGCUUCUCACCGGACGUUAUCGAGAAUUUUUGCCCUUUCCCCUCCGAUUUUCUCCCUUUCUCCGGCGAAAAUUUGAUCAUGGGAGGCGGCGGCGGGUCAAAUCCAGGUCCCGUUUCGUGUGGGUCAUGGAUUCGGAGGCCCGAGAAUGUGAACUUAGCGCUUAUUGGGAGGUCUAGGCGACCGGAUUCAUCUCCUUCCGUGCUCGAGAUCUUUUCGUUUGAUCCCAAGAUCACUUCUCUUUCGGCCUCUCCUCUGACUGAAUUUGUGUUUGAAGAAUGCGAUGGUGAUCUUGUUAGUGUUGCUGUUCAUCCCAGCGGGGAUGAAAUUGUGUGUUCUACCACUCAAGGGGGAUGCAAAUUAUUCGAGCUGUGUGGUCAAGAAUUAAACGUGAAGCUGUUGAUGAAGGAAUUGCCUCCACUGAAUAAUGUCGGUUCUCAGAAUUGUCUCGCUUUCAGUGUUGAUGGUUCUAAACUCGCUACGGGUGGGGUGAAUGGACACCUCAGAAUCUUAGAGUGGCCUAACCUGCGCCCCAUUUUAGAUGAACCAAGUGCGCAUAAAUCUGUAAGGGAUAUGGACUUUAGCCUAGACUCAGAGUUCUUGGCUUCUACAUCCAGCGAUGGAUCAGCCAGAGUUUGGAAAACUGAUGAUGGAGUUCCUAUAACUACUUUAACCCGGAGUGCGGAUGAGAAAAUCGAGCUCUGUCGAUUUUCCAAGGACGGCACUAAACCAUUUUUAUUUUGCACCGUCCAAAGAGGCGAGAAGGCGGUCACUGCCGUUUGGGACAUCAGUAACUGGAAAAGAAUUGGGUAUAAGAGGUUGCUGAGAAAGCCUGCUUGUGUAAUGUCCAUCAGUCGAGAUGGAAAAUAUUUGGCUUUGGGAAGCAAGGAUGGGGAUGUAUGUGUGGCUGAAGUAAAGAAAAUGGAAGUCAGUCAUAUGAGCAAGAGGCUGCAUCUUGGUACAUCCAUAAAAACCUUAGAGUUCUGCCCCAGUGAAAGGGUUGUUCUUACUGGUUCAGUCGAAUGGGGGGCUUUGGUGACUAAGCUAAAUGUUCCUGCCGACUGGAAAGAGUGGCAGAUCUAUUUGCUGCUCGUAAGUCUAUUCGCUGCAUCGGCUGUUGUUUUUUAUAUCUUCUACGAGAAUUCGGAUUCGUUUUGGCAAUUCCCUCUUGGAAGAGAUCAGCCAGCAAGACCCAGGUUUGAUUCCUUUGUAGGAGAUUCACAGUAUGCUGAUGAUCCAUUUGGACCAGUUGACAUGUGAGAGCAUCUGCUAUGUUAACUAUUAACGACCGAGCGAUAGGAUGGAUCUCGAGUACUGGUUUUCGGUUCUUUAAACUUCAUUUCAGGAAGCUUGUUUGCAGUUCUUUUGUUUAAUGCAAUUAUUAUGAUUAAAUUAGGUCUUGUCCGUGAGCAUCAAGUUAAAAUUACUGAAUUCUUAAUCAUGUUUGGAAGUUAGACAUCACAGGCGCCGUUGGUUGUAUAAUUAUUUGAUUAUACAGUUUACCUAAUUUAUUCAUCUUUUAUGGUCAACA